This is a messenger RNA of Triticum dicoccoides, 435 nucleotides long. RefSeq names its product zinc finger protein 2-like. The record is from RefSeq and is a predicted model, not a curated record. Gene Ontology annotation, molecular function: DNA-binding transcription factor activity. The transcript has a single exon. NCBI's taxonomy places the organism in Eukaryota, Viridiplantae, Streptophyta, Magnoliopsida, Poales, Poaceae. The coding region runs from base 4 to 435 and encodes 143 amino acids.
ACAAUGGAACAGCCGACCGGUGAGCAAGAUGAGCUCAACCUUGAGCUCACCCUCCGCACCCCGGUCGCACCGGGCCCCGACGAGGGCUUCUUCCUCUGCAUGUACUGCGACCGUAAGCUCCGCAGCGCGCAGGCGCUCGGCGGCCAUCGGAACGCGCACAAGCACGAGCGCAGCGUCGCCAAGCGCCAGCGGCACAUCGCCGCCGCGACACGCGCACAAUGGGCGCAGUACGCCCCGCCGGACGAGGGGCCGACCCGGUACGGUGACAGAGGCGGCCACCAUGUCGUGUGUGCGGCUGAGAAGGCGAGGAGGACGGAGGCGCGGGAGGCUGCUGCUGCUGCUGGCGCUGGAAUGGCGGGUAAGCGUGGCAAUACUACGUCGGAGUACCGCACCAUCGAGCACGCGGACGAUGUGGACUUGACUCUCAGGCUAUGA